UUUUAGCGCUGAGAAGAUAAACUGUAUUAUAUCGAAUAUAACGACCAUCCAGUAGUAAUGAUGUUCGCUUGCCCCGACCUUUAUUGAUCUGAUAUCCGCCAUGGUUUCCUAUUCACCACUAUUCUCAUCUUCACCUGCUCGCUGGAAGCAACUGGUGCUUUCCAAAAGAAUAACAAUUGCCUCAGUAUUGCUCCUCUUCUCUCUACUCGCCCUCUCCGAAGUCUUCCUCGAACGUGGAAUAAGCACUCGUAUCUUGUCUUCUCUCUCAUUUAACGCAAAAUCCUCGGACCAAUCACCACUUUCAUGCUCGAAUCCUUUCGACCCUUCCUCGUUUCCGCACCACACUCCCCGGCCAACUUACACGCGCAAAGCAAACGCUACUUUCCUUACUCUGGCCCGGAAUAGCGACUUGGCUGGUGUAAUACAUAGUAUGAAACAGGUCGAGGGGAGAUUCAAUCGGGAUAGACAUUAUCCUUGGGUUUUUUUGAACGACGAGCCUUUCACAGAGGAAUUCAUCAGAUGCACCUCUGCAGUAACUUCUGCUAAAACACACUAUGGCCAAAUUCCACGCGAGCAAUGGGUACAGCCAGAUUUCAUAGACGAGGAGAAGGCCACGAAGGCGAGGAAAGCAUUGUCGAAGAUGAGGGGGGUUUUUUAUGCUGAGAGUGUAUCAUAUCGCAACAUGUGUCGUUUCUAUUCUGGAUUCUUCUACAAACAACCCUUGCUCCAAGAUUUCAAGUAUUACUGGCGCGUAGAGCCAGACAUUAACUACCGCUGCGAAAUAGAGUACGACCCGUUCUUAUAUAUGGAGGAUAAUGAUAAGGCUUACGGCUUCACCAUAUCCGUACCAGAACAAAAAGAAACCACACCUACAUUAUGGGAUACGUCAAUGGAGUUUUUUAAUCAAAACCCACAAUACCUCCACCCUAAUAACGCUAUGCGCUUCGCGUCAAAGGAUGGAGGGAUGACGUGGACGAGAUGUACUUAUUGGACCAACUUCGAAAUCGGCGAUCUUGACUUUUUCCGUGGAUCAGAGGGAUACACCAAAUACUUUGAACAUCUUGAAGCUGCAGGAGGGUUUUAUUAUGAGCGCUGGGGUGACGCUCCCAUGCACGGUAUUGCCAUCUCCCUCCUCCUCGACCGGGACCGCAUACACCAUUUUGACGACAUCGCAUACGAACAUACCGGCUGGGAACAGUGUCCGAAUCCGGUAUCCCCUGCGUAUGAACGGGGGAGGUGUGAUUGUGAUUACGGCAAUUCGAUGGAUGUUAAGUGGAAGAGGUCAGCUUGACUGUUCAUGACAACGAUUCAAUCCUAAGUUUUCGUCUGCCAUUAGGUAUUCAUGCCAGGCAGAUUUCGAUGCUGCGUUGGCUGUUCCUCGAAUCCAUGCUGCCUAAUUUUCAGGAGAUGAAAGUUAAAUUAUUGACGGUCAUGGCUGGAAGCGAUAUACAUAUACGUACAUCUUGAUUGGUUUCUGUGAAGUUUGGAGUAAAACUGUCACCUCCUCAACACAGGACGUCAGUGUCAUAUUUUAUAGCAUUUCUGUAUAUUUAUGUGCCGAUACGAGACUAAUUGACAUACACAACGGGAGUAGCCAGGCUACAGUCGAUUAUCCGAAUGCGCUGGUCGGCCAUCGGGAGUCGGGAGUCGGCGUGAACGUGAAAAAAUCACGAACACAACGAUGACUCACUCCUCUACAUCUUUGC
Molecule: messenger RNA, 1706 nt
Organism: Lentinula edodes (shiitake mushroom)
Lineage: Eukaryota; Fungi; Basidiomycota; Agaricomycetes; Agaricales; Omphalotaceae
Product: glycolipid 2-alpha-mannosyltransferase-domain-containing protein
Exons: 10
Coding region: 101-1291 (396 amino acids)
Biological process (GO): protein N-linked glycosylation; cell wall mannoprotein biosynthetic process
Cellular component (GO): membrane; Golgi apparatus
Molecular function (GO): alpha-1,2-mannosyltransferase activity
Source: RefSeq, a predicted model, not a curated record